Molecule: messenger RNA, 693 nt
Organism: Purpureocillium lilacinum
Lineage: Eukaryota; Fungi; Ascomycota; Sordariomycetes; Hypocreales; Ophiocordycipitaceae
Source: RefSeq, a predicted model, not a curated record
AUGUGCGUAUACAUCGCAGAACAACCAUCCAACGCGGUAUCAAUACAUGUCGCCCGGAAGCCGUCCGCCAGCGACAGCCCGUGUAUAGCCCAGCGCUCGUCUACCACCACCACCGUCUAUCGUAGCCUCCACACAACCUCCCUCCCUAUCGUCAUCGUGUCUCCCUCCGCGCCCCCUCCGAAUUUCGAUCGACGAGUGGGCGCGCAGACCUCGGCGAUACCUCACGCAUCGCUCCUCACAGAAUCGGCAGAUAUUGAGACAGCAGCACGGCGCGCAAGCAAAGCAAGCAAGCCCGCUUUACAGCUUAGCCGCCUCGGCCACCUCGCCAAUCUCGUACUUGGGGCCGUGUCGCUUCAGCACGUUCUCGCUGUGGUACUUCCAGAAGGCCUUGGUGGCGUUCUUGCCGGCGAACCGCUUGAGGAUCUUGGCGCCGCCGGGGUGCUCGUCGAGGAACUCUGCAGGAAGAAAAAAAAAACACAACUCAUGUCAGCGGUUUGUUUCUUUUUGCUAUUUUUGCUCGACUCUCAAGAAAAGCGCGUGGUUCUGGGCAGUGCGCGCGUGUGGUCGUGGUCGCUGCGGCUCGUGGUCGCGGGAGUCGAUCACAUGCGUCGCGCGCGACCCGCCGGGAGCCGUUGCCGUCAGCGUUGCGCUGCGCAUCGGCGACGGCGACGGCGGCGGCGCACUCGUCCAUGA